Anolis sagrei ordinatus is the source of this 546-nucleotide messenger RNA. The record is from RefSeq and is a predicted model, not a curated record. NCBI's taxonomy places the organism in Eukaryota, Metazoa, Chordata, Lepidosauria, Squamata, Anolidae.
GGAUCCUGGGUUAUGACCUGGCAGUGUGGACUCAUACAAUCCAGUCCAAAGCAGAUAAUUAUCUGGGAUCAGAUCCUGGGGUAUAGGUCCAGUGUAGACCGCGCCUCAGUUAAGAGGGGCCCAUUUGGGAAGAGUUGGGGUCAGAGGACAGGCUCCUCGGGUCCUUCCUCCAAUCUUUGCUCCGGUCCCAAGUUCUUCCAGAAGGCGGCAGGGAACGUGCGGGAGAACACGGGAGAAGACCUGGACACGGAGCAGCUCAUCCACGAGACGUGCCGGAACUGCCUGGAGCAGGCUAAACUUCUCUUCUGCGACGGCAAGAAGUCUGUGGCGAGGUUGCCGCACGAGCGGAAGGGACGGCCUCCGGGACAGAGCCAGCUGAGCAACCAGAAGCCUGUGGCAGUGAACAUAGGAUCUCUGGAGCUGAAGCUGGAUGAACUGAAGCCCUUCACGGCGCCGGCCUGGAUGGCCCAGAAGAUGCGCACCGCCAUGGAGGCCCUGCGCUGCGGGUGCGAAGGGGACCCACCCCCGCCCCCCAAGGACGCAUAG